This is a messenger RNA of Sciurus carolinensis (gray squirrel), 2933 nucleotides long. RefSeq names its product mitotic spindle positioning (gene Misp). The record is from RefSeq and is a predicted model, not a curated record. NCBI's taxonomy places the organism in Eukaryota, Metazoa, Chordata, Mammalia, Rodentia, Sciuridae.
UGCAGAAGGAGCCGGGCAGGGCCCGGGCGAGCCCAUUCCACUCGCUGGCACUGGCACGCGUGACCCCCAGGCUCACCCUGGCCGCUUGGGUGGGAGGUGGUGGAUCCCAGCGUCCUGUACACCGGUCAGCAGCACCUGGGCAGUGAGUCCAGUUGUCUUCAUUCCGCGGGAAGAAGUUCCAGUGCAGCCGCCCCAGAGAAUGGACCGGGUGACCAGACUCCCCAUCCUCAGGCAUCGGCACUCAGGCCGCAUUGCUGGCAUGGUCCUGGACGGGGUAGCCCACCACACCAUUGAGCUGGUGGGUGUGGGGCCCGAGGACACCGCCUGUAGCCAGGACGGCCCACACACCUGGUCCACUGACCCGGAUGCCCUGACGGGCAUGGUGGGCACAGGGGCCACCUACAGCAGGUGGGCCUUCCCUGGCCAGCCGUCCCCAAGGCCACUUUGUCUGGAGGAUGAGGGGGAGAUGGAGGCUCACCACUUGCUCCCCAGUCAGCGGCAGGGCCUGGAGCAGGAGCACUGGGUGGUCCUCCAGGGCCAGACGGUCAGGAAGGGUGGCACAGUGACCACACGCGGGGGCACCUCUGACCACGUGGACCCCAGGCCCCUGGGUCACCCUCUGUCCACACCCCCGGAGGAGAACGGGAUCGACAGGGAGCAGAUAGACUUCCUGGCCGCCAGACAGCAGUUCAUGAGCCUGGAGCAGGCGAGCACCAGGGUGCCCUGGAAGCCCCCGGCCAGGGCCGCCCCCACGUGUGCCCCGCUGAGGGCCAGCCCGGCCCCCAAGGCCUCCAGCCCUCCUCCCCUGGACAAGGGGCCUGUUGUCCCCAGUGAGCCCCACGUGAAGGAGCCCGUCAGGGAGAGGAGGGUCCAUGGUUUGCCUGUGGGGUCCAGCAUCCCCGCGGGGAACGAUCCCGACCUCCGGUUGAGAGGGGAGUCUCCAGAGGCCCCCAGGGAGACGCCCAUCGAGCGGGAGAUCCGGCUAGCCCAGGAGCGGGAGGCCGACCUGCGGGAGCAGAGGGGCCUUGGGAGGGCGGCUGGUCUCCAGGAACUGGUGGAGAUCCCCACCAGGCCGCUGCUGACCAGGCUGAGCCUGGCCGAGGUCCCGCGGCGGGACAGGGGGCGCCCGUCACUCUACGUGCAGCGGGACCUGGUCCAGGAGACCCAGCGCGAGGAGGACCACCGCAGAGAAGGCCUGCAGCUGGCUCGGGCGUCCACGCCCGACUGGGUCUCUGAGGAUCCCCAGCCUGGACUCAGGAGAAGCGUGAGCUCCGACUGCGUCCUCCGCCCCACCCCGGACGCCCGGGCCGCAGACCCGGCUCCAGCUGCGAGGAAGGUGAACCGCAUCCCGCCCGACGCCUACCAGCCCUACCUGGGCCCCCAGCACCCCCGGCCGGAGUCCUCAGCCCUCAGAGCGCAUGGCAAGCCCACCGAAGAGGAGGUCGAAGCCGCGGCCUCUCCCAGGGCCACGGGGCCUCAGAGGCAGCUCCCAGAACCCUCUGCAAGGCCCUGGAGCACAAAGCAGGAGCCCGCCAAGCCUCCGGGGGGACCCCCGCAGGCCAGUGGGGGCACGGUGUGGCGGGCGCACUUCCGCCUGCGUCCUCCGCGGUUCGGGGUCCCAGAUGCACCUCAGCAGGCUGAGCCCCCCAGAGUCUGGGGCUGGGAGGCAGCCGGGACCCCAGUGCUGAGGCUGCAGAAGUCCCAUUCGUCGGACCUACUGGAGAGGGAGGUGGAGAGUGUCCUGCGCCGGGAGCGGGAGGUGGCAGAGGAGCGGAGGGACGCUCUCUUCCCGGAGGUCUUCUCCUCGCCGCCGCCGGAGGGCUGGGAGCCGGACCCCAGGAGCUCCUCCGGGCCGUCGGGCAUCAUGGGCAGCUGCUCAGAGGCCGCGUCCCCGGUGUUCAGCCCCCUCCACCUGCACUCGGGCCUGGUGUGGAAGGCAGAGGCUCCGGCCAACGGUGCGGCUGGGCAGAGGAAGAAGGAGCUGUGGUACGCAGGCAUCAACCCCGCGGACCAGGUCAACUCGGAGAUCCUGGGAGCCACUCGGGUGACCCGACACAGGAACGCCAUGGCAGAACGCUGGGAGGCCGGCAUCCAUGCCAUCGAGGGCGAGGACUGAGCCUGGGCAGAGGAGCCCCUGGCCCUGGCCUUAUGAGCUGCCAGGACCAGUGCGGCCCCCCGCAGAAAACAGGCCCGCGUGAACCCGGGUUGGACUAGGAACCUCCCGACGACCCCGCGGUGCCUGGACGCUUGAGGACUGGGCGUCUUCCUGUCCGACUUUGUUUUCCUGGAGAGAAUUUCCGCUCUGGAGCCCACAGCUGCCUCAAGCGAGGUCCCCGCCGAUUCUUUCUGCCUCCAGCGAAGACUGCCCAACGCUCCGGGGCCAGGCACACCUGCCUGGGGACACCCGCCUCCGCCCGAGAGGGCCGGGUCCUGCCCUGACACACAGGAGACCCUGCAGCCAGAGGGAGGCCAGCCCGGCCUCUGCAGCCUCCCCGCUCCAGGGCAGCAGAGGGCAUCCCACCCGGGAGCGGCCUGUGACGUCUCCUGAGAAACACGGCCGGCGGCCCGCCUGGCGCCCCGAGCUGGCCUCCCGUCCGCCGCCUUUCUUGGUGAGGCUGGGUCCUGCCCCUGGACCCUGAGUCCCGCCAGGCCCUCGUGGGGCUGCGUCCCCGGGCAGGGGUGGCGUCCUGCCCAGCCCGCUGAGUAUCCCUGUCUCCCAGCAGCACCGGGGAGGCUUAGCAAGCUCCUGAGUCCCUGGCCCACCUGGGGCCGGGGCGACGGCCGGGGUCCUUAACCCAGGCUCACAGCGGGGACGGCGGACCCCACUGGCCAGGGACAUGGAGCUGGACCCAGGCCCCGCGGUGCUUCGGGGCUGUGCCCUGGGGACCCUCUGGCGGCCAGGCCGCGGGUCCCCUCUGUGCGACCUGUCCUCA